Messenger RNA from Contarinia nasturtii (swede midge), 1437 nucleotides. RefSeq names its product N-alpha-acetyltransferase 80 (gene Naa80). The record is from RefSeq and is a predicted model, not a curated record. Gene Ontology annotation, biological process: protein acetylation. The coding region runs from base 267 to 872 and encodes 201 amino acids. Lineage: Eukaryota; Metazoa; Arthropoda; Insecta; Diptera; Cecidomyiidae. The transcript has 4 exons. Gene Ontology annotation, cellular component: cytoplasm. Gene Ontology annotation, molecular function: N-acetyltransferase activity; acetyl-CoA binding.
CAAAAAUAGUUUUGACGGAAACAAACGUUGAGCUUCCUACUUGUGGGUUAUUUGCUUAAUAUCGCAACCGACUGGCUGCGGGUCGAACAUCGUUUUUUUUUUUUUAAAUCAUAAUAACAGUUCAGACAAUAAGCAAAGAAACCCACUGUAAAUACUUCGGACACGAAAUUGUGUAUCAUUGUCAGUGCAUUGUUUCAAUUCUUCGAUUCAUUGUUUCAUCGAAAAUUCCGAAUCAAUCAGGGGUUCAUCAAUAAGAAUCACACAAAAUGUUUGGAAUUUUGACAGAUUUGGUUGCGGUUAAAAUGCUUGUUAAACAGAAAAAAUGUGUAAAAAAGUUCAAACGAAGACGCAUUCGAGAAUUGGGACUUUUACCGAACGACACUGCCUACCUUGGUUCGUACAAUGUGGUUGCAAUACACAAGCACCCGGAACUGAUUGGUCAAUGUUGUAAAUUGAUAAAUUCUGAAUGGCCACGCAGUGAGGUGGCACGGAUGCGAUCAUUGGAGGCAUCGUGUGAUCAAUUGCCCACUAGUUUGGUUCUAACAAGAGACCACAAUCAAACCGUAUUGGCUCAUUUGAAAAUAAGCGCUAUACAUUCGAAUAUGCGUUGUUGUUUCAUUGAAUCAGUGGUUGUGGAUCGAAAGCUUCGAGGUCAAGGUCUCGGUAAAUUGAUUAUGAAAUAUGCUGAAGACUAUUGCCGUGAAUUUCUUUUACUCGAUACCAUUUAUUUAAGUACAAUUGAUCAGGUUGGAUUCUAUCAGAAAUUAAAUUACAUUAUAUGCCCGCCAGUUAAUAUGUUUGGGCCACGAAACUGUACAUUACCAUGUUUAAGUAAUUUACGAAAAACCUAUAUGAAAAAAUCGCUAAGAUAAUUUAAAGAGAUAUAAAGACGAGAGAUAUAAGACGAUUGUGUAUGCACAAUUGCACGUGUGUUUAUGACAAACAAUCAGAGAUUUAUUUAUAUCAUAAAACCAGAGUAAUUUAUUUUUGCAAUUUAAAGUGAAAGAUGUACCAUAUCAAUUCAAGCUCAUCACCAACAAUUUAUUUUGAAAAAUUGUAUAUAAAAAAACAAACGGAAGCAACUCAAUGUACCAAAAUAAAACAAAACAAUGAUUCUAUGUAUUAUUAUUUUUCUGAAGGUCUAUUAAACUUUAGCGAUGCCACAAACUUUGCCAUAGUGUUCAGUUUGAUCCAACGAAUCAACGAAAAAUUUGGCCAAAUCCAAUUUGGAAAUUACACGACCGGGGGAUUCAUCGUGAAGAAUUUUGUGCUCAGAUGAUGGUUCAUCGGCGAUAUGUGGCGGCAAAAUGGCAAUAAAAUCCAGUGAUGUAGCUUUUAAGAUAUCCAACAUGCGCUUAUGUUCAGCAUUCAAAUGUUCAAAUUGUUUGGGAACUUUAGCCUGAUCCCAAAAUAAAAAUGAUGAUAGACACACAGAAA